Bufo bufo (common toad) is the source of this 3804-nucleotide messenger RNA. It is a transcript of the gene IQSEC3, whose product is annotated as IQ motif and Sec7 domain ArfGEF 3. NCBI's taxonomy places the organism in Eukaryota, Metazoa, Chordata, Amphibia, Anura, Bufonidae. The record is from RefSeq and is a predicted model, not a curated record. Gene Ontology annotation, molecular function: protein binding; guanyl-nucleotide exchange factor activity. The transcript has 14 exons. Gene Ontology annotation, biological process: actin cytoskeleton organization; regulation of ARF protein signal transduction. Bases 55 to 3264 code for a protein of 1069 amino acids.
CCUCCCCCGUUACUGGCAGCCUAGUCUCCGCUGUCAGUGUGUCCGGGUCCCGGGAUGAUGAUGGAGAAUCUCCUGGAGAACCCGGUGCGCGCCGUGCUGUAUCUGCGGGAACUAACCACCAUCGUGCAAAACCAGCAGAGCCUCAUCCACACCCAGCGGCAGCGCAUCGACGAGCUGGAGCGGCGCUUGGACCAGCUGGGCAGCGAGAACCGGAGCCUCCGGGAUGUGCAUCAGGCGGCGCAGCAGCAGAGCCCGAACCCGACCCAACAGCCGCCACAGAGCCACAGCGCCCCCGAGAGCCCGGCACACGUCCAGGCGCUCACCCCGACGCAUCAGCAUCCGCCGCCUGCCCCGCACAGCGAGCCCGAGCCGGAGCCCGCACCGAGCGCUGCGCCCCGGAGCUCCCCGCAGAUCCAGCACAAGCCCGCGACCCUGUGCAAGGCCAUUCUGGGAAGGAAAACCGAGAAUGAGACUGUCUUGCACCAGUUCUGUUGCCCUGUUGCAGAUGCAGAGCAGAAACCAUCUCCACCGAGUGAUGACUCCGCCAGUAAGAAGCUGUUGUGUACCGCCUGGGACAUCCGGGAAGGUGACAGUCAGAUGAACAGCACUUCCAAACAGCCUGGAGAAGAGGAGAUGCUGACCAAGGCCAGUCUGCACCAUACUGGCUCCCCGGUCCGAAUACAGCGAGGGAAGAAUGCGGCCACCUGCUCUCAUGGGACAAAUAAAUCGGAUUAUGAGUUGUCCUUGGACCUUAAGAACAAACAGAUUGAGAUGCUUGAGCACAAGUAUGGGGGGCACCUAGUAUCUCGCAGGGCAGCCUGUACCAUCCAGACAGCAUUUCGACAAUACCAGCUAAGCAAGAACUUUGAAAAGAUCCGAGACUCCUUGCUACAAAGUCGCCUCCCCCGACGCAUUUCCUUGCGAAAGAUUCGAGUACAUAACCCAGAGAGUUUCCCUUCUGCUGAAAAAGCUCUGUUGGAAAGCUACAAUUUGAUGGGUAUCCCUCUAGUGAGGUCUCCCUCCCUCCCAGCUACUAUCAGUGGGGCAUUAACUGAGCUUGAAGACUCCUUCACUGAACAGGUCCAGUCUCUUGCCAAAUCUAUUGAUGAUGCCCUCAGCACUUGGAGCCUGAAGACCAUGUGUGCCUUCCCUGAGGCAGGCUCCUACCAGAUACGGGAGACCUUUAUGCAGCAGAAUCCAGAACUGGAGCCACCUAAACUAGAAGAAGGAGAAAGGGAGGAUAGCCAACUGGGGACUUUACCUAAAAGUAGCAGUACAUUAAUGAUGGCUUUCCGUGAUGUUACAGUUCAGAUAGACAAUAAUAAUAUUUCAGUAUCCUCCUCUACUUCCCUCUCCAUGUCCAACUGCUUGGCCGGGACUCAGAACUCUAAAAUGGAGGAGGAGAGAGUCAGUGUCAGUGGAGAAGUUACUUCGGAGCCUCCUUCCCAGGAAACUACCCAUGAGACACACGUUGUACAGAACUCCUUUCCUGAGGUGAAUGGUAAUGGGGUUGGGAAGGAAUUAGUUGGACCUGUUCCUACUGAAACUGAAACUACUGACCUCUCAGAACAGUUGAGCAGCAGUAGCACCUCCACCUCUGCUAAGUCUGUAUCUGAGGUGUCUUCUAAGGAGGCCUUGCAAGCCAUGAUCCUCAGCCUUCCUCGGUACUAUUGCGAGAACCCUGCCAGCUGCCGAUCACCAACUCUCUCAACUGAUACAAUGAGGAAGAGACUGUACCGCAUCGGGCUGAACCUGUUCAAUAUUAAUCCUGAUAAAGGCAUCCAGUUCUUAAUCUCUCGCGGUUUCAUCCCAGAUACCCCCAUUGGGGUUGCACAUUUCCUGCUACAGAGGAAAGGACUAAGCCGACAAAUGAUUGGCGAAUUCCUUGGGAACAGCAAGAAGCAAUUCAACCGGGAUGUUCUUGACUGUGUGGUGGAUGAAAUGGAUUUUUCCAACAUGGAGCUGGAUGAGGCUCUGCGGAAGUUCCAGGCACACAUCCGAGUGCAGGGUGAGGCACAGAAGGUGGAACGUUUGAUAGAAGCCUUCAGCCAGCGGUACUGUAUGUGUAACCCAGACAUCGUUCAACAGUUCCACAACCCGGACACCAUCUUUAUCUUGGCAUUUGCCGUUAUCCUUCUCAACACGGACAUGUACAGCCCCAGCAUCAAACCCGACCGCAAGAUGAUGCUAGAAGAUUUUAUACGCAACCUCAGAGGGGUGGAUGACGGAGCAGACAUUCCCCGAGAAAUGGUGGUAGGCAUCUAUGAACGAAUCCAACAGAAGGAACUGAAAUCUAACGAGGAUCACGUGACCUAUGUAACAAAGGUGGAAAAUUCUAUUGUGGGCAUGAAGAGCGUGCUCUCAGUUCCUCACAGACGUCUCGUUUGCUGCAGCCGCCUUUAUGAAGUGACCGAUGUGCAUAAAGUACAGAAACAAGCAGCACACCAACGAGAGGUCUUCCUGUUUAAUGACCUGCUAUUGAUCUUAAAGCUUUGUCCAAAAAAGAAGACUUCCUCAACCUACACGUUCUGCCGGGCGGUGCCGCUCCUGGGGAUGCAGUUUCAUCUUUUUGAAAAUGAAUAUUACCCGCAUGGGAUCACACUGGUCAGCCCACUCUCAGGUUCAGAGAAGAAAUUAGUUUUGCAUUUUUGUGCACUUGGUGCUGAGGAACUACAGAAAUUCCUGGAGGAUCUAAAGGAGUCCAUUUGUGAAGUGACAGAGAUGGAACAGAUCCGUAUUGAAUGGGAAUUGGAGAAGCAGCAUGGGGUAAGGACUGCCCCCAUUAGGACAAACGGGUCUCAGUUGGACCUUCAGUGCACGCAGGAAUCCCCCAUUGGUAAGCACGAGUCACCUGAGAAGGACACAGACAGCGUGAUGGAGGUGUCAAUUCACAACAGGCUUCAGACGUCCCAGCACAGCGGCCCCCAGGGGCCAGAGAAUGGAGCUCCGGGCAGCACGGCUCCUAAUGGGCAGCGGGAGGCUCUGCAGGCUGCCCCCUCCGACCGGCUCCUGCAGUGUCAGCAGAUUGUCAAGGUGAUUGUGCUGGACGCACCCGGUCGGGCAUUGCCUGCCAUCGACCAGACUGUCACCCGCUACCUGUCUGGGUCCUGCUCCUCUACUCCCGUGCGCAGUGUGGGAGGAACUGUCCACCAACCCCCUCUACCCCCGCCCCCUCCUCCUUAUAACCACCCUCACCAAUACUGCCCCCCAGGGGUCUUACUUAGAGAACGCAGGUAUUCUAGUGGUUCCCGUAGUCUUGUGUAGUCACUGGGACAGGCUUUCCAGGACUGAUCUGCCUGCACACUUACCAAGUAUUGCACAUGUAGCGCUUCCUGCCCACUCUAUCCUGCCUGUAUUAACUGGCACCCAUCCUUGCACUCUCACCGCCCCCUGCACAUGCUAAAACAGGCUGUUCUUGCACACUCACUUAUAUUUAUCUCAUACAGUAUGUUCAUCUACUUGCCCUUGCACAAUUAGCUAGCCCAACCCCUGCCCCACUUCCAAAGAGUUGAGUUUGUGAAUUUUUAGUAGACUUGAUGCCCUCUAACCAAUAUUUUUAUUGUGGAAGAACCUUUGUAAUGAUCAGCACGCCCAAGACAAUCCUCCCACAGUCAGCCCUGACCCCCAACCUCCCAUUCGCCUCACUUGGGAUUCUCCUGUCCAUUGCACAACUAGAUUUUGCUGCAUUGCCCUUUCUGCUCUCAGUUGGACGUCAGGUACAAGAAGAUUUUGGAAAGAUUUGGAGUUGUUACAAUGGGACAAACUGUGAGAAUUAUGGGACCCCAUGUGUCAUUCUGAUCAUCA